Molecule: messenger RNA, 1301 nt
Organism: Orussus abietinus
Lineage: Eukaryota; Metazoa; Arthropoda; Insecta; Hymenoptera; Orussidae
Gene: Ski6
Product: exosome complex component RRP41
Exons: 3
Coding region: 249-1070 (273 amino acids)
Biological process (GO): poly(A)-dependent snoRNA 3'-end processing; U4 snRNA 3'-end processing; rRNA catabolic process
Cellular component (GO): cytoplasmic exosome (RNase complex); nucleolus; nuclear exosome (RNase complex)
Source: RefSeq, a predicted model, not a curated record
GGCCGCAACAUUCGAUAUCAGUUUCUGGUCUAGACAUUUUUUCGACACACAAUCAUCUGCCAGUUCUGACCAGUUAUAUCUACUUCUAUCUAGUUCUAUCUAAUUAGAAAUAAUUUCAACUUCGAAUUCUAUAAUAUUCGGCACUAAGUUAACCUCGAUUUCUCGGCACUUCUUUUAAUGUGAAGGAGUAUCAAAAAAUCAAGUACUAGGUUUAAGAUAUAUCUUUGUAGAAAUAGCACUACGCACCAAUGUCCGGUGAACAAGAAAAUGAUAACGGUCUUCGAAUCGAUGGACGACGUCCUUUGGAACUUCGGCAAAUUCGAUUGAAAAUGAAUGUCUUUGGACAUGCUGAUGGAAGUGCCUAUUUUGAACAAGGCAAAACCAAAGUCCUCGUUGCAGUCUAUGGACCACAUCAGCCCAAGUCAAAUACCGGUAGGAGUAGCAGUAAAACCGCAGGGGGAGUAUUAAACUGUCAAUACAGCACGGCGGUAUUCAGUUUUAGUGCCGGUGAGCACAAGAGAAGACCUCGUGGAGAUCGAAAAUCGGUUGAACGUUCUCUUCAACUACGGCACUCCUUGGAAGCUAUAGUGCGCUUGGAACUUUAUCCGCGUUCACAAAUAGAUGUAUUUCUUGAAAUUUUAGAAGCCGAUGGUAGUGAAUUUUGUACAGCCAUCAAUGCUGCAACAGUUGCUCUCAUCGACGCUGGCAUUCCAAUCAAGGAUUACGCUAUUGGAUGCACGGUUACAUUGAUGGACUUGAAACUUACAGAAGAUAAUAAAAAAGCUCCAAGAACAGGGGUAAUAGAUGCAAAUUUUGCCGAAGAAUGCGCUUCAGAAGUUACAUUAUCCUUUAUUACGCUUCCUGGGAUAAAUAGCGAUCCAUAUAAAGGAAUGGUAGUAAUGGGACAUGGAGCGGGUCAGCGAUUGCAUUUAUCGAAGUUUCAGACUCUUAGAAACCAAGCUUUAUGUGGCAGUAAACAUAUAAAAGAAAUUUUAGACGAAGCUGUAAGAUAUCACUUGACUCUGCAUUCUCCAUUUUCACCUUUUAAUCUGCAAAUUUCGUUAGACUAAAAGGCAUUCAUUUUGGGUGAACCGUAUCUUUGCAUAUUAUUCAAUAAAUAAUCUCAAAGAACAGCUAGGAAACUGUUUAACGGCUAUAUUCUCCUUCGAUUAAUUUACAAAAAUAGUCAGUGCUAGUUGGCCACUUGUUGAAUAUUCCAUGCUGUGACUUACCAAUACAAAAUCGCAAAUUAGCGUAGAAAAAUAUAAUGAUAUUUUUGAUAUAGCAUUCUAUGUAGUUGA